This is a messenger RNA of Seriola dumerili (greater amberjack), 3511 nucleotides long. Its product is annotated as RNA binding motif single stranded interacting protein 3. The coding region runs from base 1267 to 2547 and encodes 426 amino acids. The record is from RefSeq and is a predicted model, not a curated record. Gene Ontology annotation, cellular component: cytosol; nucleus; ribonucleoprotein complex. The transcript has 14 exons. NCBI's taxonomy places the organism in Eukaryota, Metazoa, Chordata, Actinopteri, Carangiformes, Carangidae. Gene Ontology annotation, molecular function: poly(A) binding; mRNA 3'-UTR binding; poly(U) RNA binding.
CCGCCGCCGCUGCUGCCGCCACCACCACCAGCACCACCACCACACACACACAGUGACGGCUGCCAGGCGCAGUGGGAAGCAAGCCGUCAGGGAGAGAGCUUGAGAAGAAAGAGAAGGAUUGCAGAGGGAAAGAGAAGAAAAGAGAAGAGAGUUGGAGGAGGCACCUUGUGGAUCAGAAGGGAUUUUCCUCUGUGUGAGUGCGCGUCUGGAUAAGGCUAUCUGCUUCUUCUUGACUGAGAGGAGUUUUUACCCAGGCUUUUUCUUUUUUCUCAUCCUCCACGCCGGGCUCCAGCGAUAUCUACCUAUCUAUCCCCAGAGCUUAACAAAAGAGGGAGGGAGUAAGAGAGAGUGAGGAAAAAGGCAGUCACAGCUUCAGCUCCAGACCACCCUCUCUCCUCCUCCUCCUCCUCCUCCUCCUCCUCCUCCUCCUCCUCUCCUCCUCUUCUCUCUCUAGCUCCACAUCCAUGUGUGAGUUCAUCGCUGAUUUCACUGUCUUUUGAGGAUAGAGCAGAGGACAGCGUGCGUUCUCCAGGAUACAGCCGAGCUCCCAGUGGGAUCAGGGUCUCGUCUGGUGUGUGUGAGAGAGAGGGAGGAAGAACGAGACAGGGAAACGGAUACACAGGAAGAGAGAAAGAGACGGAGGGAGACAAGCGGAGAGAGAGAGACACUGGAAAUUGAAGGGGCAUGUUCAGGGCAGCAGAGAAGAAGAAGAGUGAGUCUGAUUUUUAGAGCGGAGAGUGCACGGAACCGGCAACCGAUUCCCAUCCAUUCCUUCUUUCCUCCUCCUCCUCGUCAUCCUCUUCUUCUUCUUCUUCCCUCUCCUUUUACCCUCUCUCCGUCCUGCUAUUUAAUCUCCCCUAUUGUUUCCUGUAUUGCCUCCUACUAUCCUUUCAUAUCUUCCUUUCCUCACCCUCCACCUCUGUCUUCCCAAACCUCUUUUCUGCUGCCACUCCAGAUUCUUCUCUCUGUCUCUUUUUCCAGACCCACGGGAAGAAUUGUUUUGUGAGGUUUCCUCUGAGCUCCCAGACAAGUAGACAGACUAAUAUCCCAAGUACUAACUGUCCUCCUAUCCAUCCCCUCCUCCGUGCGUUUAUCACACACACACACACACACACACGUCAGUAAGAGGAGAGUGUUCUCUCUCUGCAUCCCUCGACUCUUGGAAACAGUCGUCUGAAGGAUCCAGGCCAGCCCCUUGGAGUGAUCGUACCCCACCUGUGAGCUUCUCUCUCCAGCCUCCAGGACCUUCAAUUGGAUUCCAGCUACAUGGGAAAACGUUUGGAGCAGCAGCCAAUGUACCCCCACUACACCUACUACUACCCCCACUAUCUCCAGACCAAGCAGUCCUAUGCUCCUCCCCCGCAACCCAUGGCUCCGCCCAGCCCCGGCACCACAGGAGGUGGAGGUGGAGGUGGAGGAGGAGGUCAGGGAGGAGGGCUGAUGGAGCAGCUAAGUAAGACCAACCUGUACAUCAGAGGCCUGCCGCCGGCCACCACCGACCAGGACCUCAUCAAACUCUGCCAGCCAUAUGGGAAGAUUGUGUCAACAAAGGCCAUCCUGGACAAGAACACCAAUCAAUGCAAAGGCUAUGGCUUCGUGGACUUUGACAGCCCUGCAGCAGCCCAGAAGGCUGUGGCCUCGCUCAAAGCUAGUGGAGUCCAGGCACAGAUGGCGAAGCAACAGGAGCAGGACCCCACCAACCUUUACAUCUCCAACCUGCCGGUGUCCAUGGAUGAGCAGGAGCUGGAGAACAUGCUGAAACCCUUUGGUCACGUCAUUUCCACACGGAUACUGAGGGACGCCAACGGCCUGAGCAGAGGAGUUGGCUUUGCCAGGAUGGAGACGACAGAGAAGUGUGACGUGGUGAUCCAAAAUUUCAAUGGGAAAUUCUUGAAAACCCCUCCAGGCAUGACAGCCCCUGCAGAGCCGUUGCUGUGCAAGUUUGCUGAUGGAGGCCAGAAAAAGAGGCAGACCCAGGUCAAGUAUCCCCAGAAUGGCAGACCAUGGACACGGGAAGGAGAGAGUGGUAUGGCGUUGACGUAUGAUCCCACUGCAAUGCAGAACGGGUUUUACUCCUCACCAUACAGCAUCUCCACCAAUCGGAUGAUUGCACAGACGUCAAUCACACCCUUCAUCGCUGCCUCUCCUGUCUCCACAUAUCAGGUCCAGAGUACAUCUUGGAUGCCACAUCAACAGUAUGUUAUGCAACCUACAGGUGCUGUCAUCACUCCAGCCGCGGCCAUAGAGCCCAGUUUGUCUCUUCACCCCUCCAGUGUUAUGGCUCCUCUCACCCAGCAGAUGAACCACCUGUCUCUGGGCACUACAGGCACUUACAUGCCUGCUGCAGCAGCUGCUCCUAUGCAAGGAACCUACAUUCCCCAGUACACUGCAGUGCCUGCCUCUGCCAUCACAGUGGAAGGCGUGGUGACAGAUCCAUCUCCACAAACAGCCGCCCCAUCCUCACAGGACGCCAGCGGGCAGCAGCCUUUGUCAGUGGAGAGUACAGGAGAUCAUGCCACAGCCUACUCUUACCAGCAGACUAAAUAACAAGAUUGGUAGGAAUCAUUGCUGCAUUGCCUUUAGAAGGACUGCACUGAGGGGCUGGAGACACAGAGAGAAUUAAAAUGAAACAGGGACAAAGAAAAAGAGGUGAUAUGGACAACACUGAGGGGAGAAUGCUUCCACUGUGCACAGGCACCAAAUAAAAGACAAAAUGAAGAAAAAAAUCAAUUAUAUUUCUUACAAGGUCGAACUAAGAAAAAGACAGAAGAAUAAAGAAAUGAUGGUUUGCUGAACCUGAGGACGAUGAAAUCAAACACAGUCUGCAACUUUGAGUUUAUCAUUUCUCACCGUGAGAAUGGACUUUGCCUCCAAAGGAAAAAGAGAAGACAUAGACUGAAAUCUAAACUCAACCAACAAGCUGUACAUAAAAAAAGAACAUUUGAAUGUGCAGGUAGAUUUUCAGACUUUUUUAUCAAAAAAAAAGAAAAUAAGAAAGGAAGCAAAGUCUAGAAAAAACAGGUUGUCUUCCUUUGAUAUUAAGCUACGUUAUUUUCAUUCUUUUUAUUAUUUGAGUAGUUUUCUAGAAUAUCAAUGUUUUCGUAAAUCUUUAUUGCCUUAAUUUUCUCAAACUUUGGGGAAAAGUUUCCAUAGUGUUGAAUUAUUAGACAAAAAAGACUGAGUGAUUGAAUGAUUUGAGAGGUUCUUGGAGUUUCCGAGAGCCUUGAAGAUAAAAUCUACGAAGCUAUCUGUACAGGAUAAAAAAAAAAAAAAAAAAAGGUUGUAUUUGUAUGAAGAUGAUUUUAAAUUAUGUGGUGCAGUGCAGCUGGUGUUGGUUCAUAGGAAAAAAAAAAUCUUCUUUAAUGCGACUUGUGGAAAAGGUGAAUCCACCUCUCCCUGGAAAAUGCAGUUUAGUUUAAUCAUGGGAUAAAAGUUCUGUUUGUCCAUUGCAUUUGUAUUUUUUUUUUUCUGUUUGUUUUGGUUUUUGGUCUUUUUACCUUUCAAAAAUAUG